Messenger RNA from Camelina sativa (false flax), 2493 nucleotides. The record is from RefSeq and is a predicted model, not a curated record. NCBI's taxonomy places the organism in Eukaryota, Viridiplantae, Streptophyta, Magnoliopsida, Brassicales, Brassicaceae.
AUGAAGUUAUUACCCUUUCAAUUCUUCCACGAGGAGGGUUUACACCGCAUAGCUAGCUUGGUAGGUAAACCUCAAUGCCUCAACCCCUCUACAGCUAAUAAGACGAACCUGGAGGUAGCCAAAGUGCUCACUAUCAUCGACCCCAGGAAACCACUCCAAGAGGCAGUCAAUGUCCAGUUUGACUCAGGGGAAAUCCGUAGAGUCCUUGUCUCUAGCCCCUGGAUGCCCCUAGUUUGUGCACAUUGUAAGGAGUUAGGCCAUAGCCUAAGACAUUGUCGCUCCGCCCCCAUUACUUGCUCGAGCUAUCAAUCUACAACACACCUACCUGACGCGUGUCCACAAAAUCAUGCUCAAGCUCCGAAAAAGCGUAGAAGCCAUCGGAGGCGCAGAUCUAAGACGCCUGCCCCAUCUCGAAUGUCUGAUACUUUGUCCACUUCCAUUGCAACUACAAGCCAGCCACCUAGAGGAAGAUCAAAAGCUCUCCAGGAAUGGCAGGUUAAAUCCACCGGGGAAGCAAACGAGAAACCAUCUGUCCAAGACAGUAAUCAUUGUGACUCACAACUGCACAAAGGUCAGCAGCCGCAACAUUCACAAGCAAUGCGACUGAGUGAGACACUACCCCCGCAGUUAACUGCAAAAGCUUCUGAUCAGGAAAGCUUACAGUUUUCUCAGGCUACACCAAGAACUGCCAACACUAUCAGUCCUCCUCAUGAGCCAUCUGUGAUCGUAGGUGAUUCAGACUCGGGUUCACAACUACAGUCUGAUGCGGAUAUCGAACCUGAUUCCUCAGAUAUACCCUCCACGGAUUCGAAGGAGGCUAGAUUCACAAGAGUACUAUCCAAGAGGCAGAGGAAGAUCCAAAGAGCUAGUCACCGACGCGGAUUUAAGAAGUGGUUUAGGGCAAGGAAGCCUAUUUUUGGUGGUCUCAUUGAGACACAUGUCAAACAACCUAAGGAGGUAAAGUUUAUAAACAAUCUGCUUCCGGGUUGGUUUUUUGAGGAGAAUUACAGCUUCUCCGAGUUAAGAAAGAUUUGGGUGAUUUGGGACUCAUCGGUCCAAGUGGUAGUUGUGGAAAAAUCGCUUCAGAUGGUUACUUGUGAAGUUCUUUUUCCUGGUGAGCAGUCUUGGAUUGUUGUUUCCAUAGUCUAUGCCGCAAAUGAAGCAGAAAGGGAAUUGUGGCUGGAAAUUGUGGCCUUGGGGGCUUCUCAACUAGUCUCCUCUCGCCCAUGGAUAGUGAUGGGGGACUUUAACCAAAUCCUCAACCCACAUGAGCACUCCGAACAACCAUCCCUAAAUGUGGACAGACGCAUCAGAGACUUCAGAUCCUGUCUCCUUGAUGCAGAGCUCACUGAUCUCACGUAUAAGGGUAACUUUUUCACCUGGUGGAACAAAAAUGAGUCAAGACCUAUUGCUAAGAAGCUCGACCGGAUACUAGUUUCUAAGAAGCUGAAGGCUCUCAAAAGGCCAAUCAAGGAAUUUAGUAAAUCAAAUUACUCGGACUUGGAGAAACGAACAAGGGAGGCUCAUGAGGUCCUCUUAAGCCGCCAAAACCGCACCCUAGCUGAUCCAUCGACUACUAAUGCGACCCUUGAACUAGAAGCACAGCGCACUUGGGCUUCCCUCGCCGCUGCUGAAGAGAGCUUCUUUCUCCAGAAGUCCAGGGUGACAUGGUUCGCUGAGGGUGAUGGAAACACGCGUUACUUCCACAGGAUGACAAACGCGCGCAAGUCAAUCAACUCCAUUCACUCACUGACGGAUGAUAAUGGCAACCGCUACAAAUCUCAGGAGGAGAUCAGUGAGUACUGCGCAGAUUACUUUGCAAACCUUCUUAAUGAUGUGCAGGAACCUUACACAAUGGAGCAGGAGGAUAUGAACCUGCUUCUAUCCUUUAGAUGUUCUCCAGAGCAGGCGACUGAACUUGAGAAGCAGUUCUCUGAUGAAGAUAUCAAGGCUGCUUUCUUCUCUCUCCCCAAGAAUAAAGCUUGUGGCCCUAACGGUUUUCCAGUCGAGUUUUACAAAGAAGCUUCGAGUGUGGUCGGCCCAGAAGUCACAACAGCCAUAAGAGAAUUCUUCACCUCAGGGUGUCUGCUAAAGCAAUGGAACUCAACCACAUUAGUCCUCAUUCCCAAGACGGCUAAUGCAUCCAGCGCAGUUGAUUUUCGACCAAUCUCAUGUCUCAACACACUUUACAAAGUCAUUGCCAAGCUUCUGACAAACCGUCUCCAAUCGCUACCGGCUAGUGUGAUAUCUCUCUCGCAAUCAGCUUUUCUCCCGGGUAGAUCCUUAUCAGAAAAUGUUCUCCUUGCCACGGAAUUGGUUCAUGGUUACAAUUGGCGAAAUAUAUCACCAAGAGGAAUGUUAAAAGUUGAUUUGAGGAAAGCCUUCAACACAGUUAGAUGGGAGUUUGUCAUUGCAGACCUUGGAGCCAUUCAAGUUCCAGAUAGGUUUGGAUUUACCAAUGCAUCUCCACCCCCACUUUCACGGUCGCAGUGA